Trichoderma reesei QM6a is the source of this 387-nucleotide messenger RNA. RefSeq lists its product as uncharacterized. Lineage: Eukaryota; Fungi; Ascomycota; Sordariomycetes; Hypocreales; Hypocreaceae. The transcript has 2 exons. The record is from RefSeq and is a predicted model, not a curated record. The coding region runs from base 1 to 387 and encodes 128 amino acids.
AUGACGAAGCCUGUCGAAUCAGCGUCGCACAAGGGCCAACGCCGACCAGAUGUGCCGAAAUGCCGCAGGCUCCAAUUGGAGGCCCUUGCCUGCGGGCGAGGGCGCGAGGGCGCUGGCGCUGCGUCCCAUGUGCAGCGCAAGCCAGACAAGACUCGACAGACCAGCCACGGAGCGGUGCAAGCGAGGAGGCCCUGCGCCUUGUGUGUGCGCGUGCGUGUGCGUGUGCUUGUGUGUGUGCGCGUGUGUUGCUCGUUGGCGCUCGAGCAUGUCGCGCCCGACCCCAAGGGCCAGACGAAGACGAGACUGGACGGCCAGGCUGAGCACAUUUGCACAGAUCUCGCAACCCAUGGGAGCCAACGGCUGCGCGACCCGAGCUAUGCCGCAUAG